AUGCCCGCCUCACCAAAGAAAGCAACCAAGGCUCCAGCCAAGAAGGCCGAGCACCCAACCUUCAACGUCAUGAUCGUCGCUGCCAUCGCCGCCCUCAAGGAACGCUCCGGCUCCUCCCGACAGGCCAUCGAGAAGUACAUCGUCGCCAACUACAAGGGCGUCGAGAAGGGAUCCCACCACUUCAAGAAGGCCCUCAAGACCGGCGUCGAGAAAGGCGUCCUCGUCCAGACCAAGGGCGUCGGUGCCAGCGGUUCCUUCAAGAUCAAGAAGCAAGAGAAGCCAGCCAAGCCCGCUGCCGCCAAGAAACCCGCUGCCAAAAAGACUGCCGCCAAGAAGCCAGCAGCCAAGAAGGUCGCCGCCAAAAAGCCCGCUGCAAAGAAGGUCGUCAAGAAAACUGCGACGAAGAAAGCCGCCUCCCCCAAAAAGGUUGUCAAGAAAGUCGCUGCCAAGAAGCCAGCUGCCAAAAAGACCGCCAAGAAGACUGGCAAGAAGUAA
Molecule: messenger RNA, 495 nt
Organism: Oikopleura dioica
Lineage: Eukaryota; Metazoa; Chordata; Appendicularia; Copelata; Oikopleuridae
Source: the annotation of a GenBank genome assembly